GCCUUUUGAGCCCUCAGCAGCAAGGCUUUGACAUUGAUAUCCUGCCCCCUCCCCCCGGGGCAUUCUUUGGGUGAUUGUUGGGAAGGGUGGGUGGUUUGUUGUCUGUGAUAAUGACGUCUUCUUCGGCCGGGACAGCGAAAUCUCCAACGGGAUCUGCACCAACCACCUACCUGAAGGAAUAUAUGGACAGUGUGGCCAGCCUGCCAGGAGAGCUGCAGCAGAAUUUCCUCCGGAUACGAGCUCUCGACUGCAGGUCACAGGAACUUCAUCAGAACAUCGCGGAGCAGUGCACGCUGCGUCUGGAAGAAGUGAUGGCCCGAAAUGCGAGGUUUGGGGGAGAGGGAGGUGGUGGGGACCACAAGUCAGCAGCCAUAGUGGCAGAGCGGACGGCGGCGAUCGAACGAGACCAGAUUCUCGGUAUGAAACUUGCGAAUGAAAAGGUCACACUUGCCAUGAAGACCUAUGACUUGGUAGAUGGCCACAUAAGGAGGUUGGAUAAGGACAUGAGGAAGCUGGAGGAGCAGUUGAAGAAAGAGAGGGAGUUUCUCGGCGAUGCGGCGACGGACAUGAAGAUGCUAGCCUUCCUUGGAAGACCUACUGGUGAUGGAACGGAUGGGAGUAAAGCUGCGGCAGUGGGAGAAGGAGGGGGUGCAGGGGGACUUUCAGGAGAAGCUGGAGGAGCAGAGUUAGGAGGAGGAGGAGGAGGAGGAGGAGGAGGAGGAGCUGCCACCGUGACCAGGAUGGUUCAUCUGGAUCUAGACCUUCCUGUUGAUCCCAAUGAACCUACCUAUUGCCUCUGCAAUCAGGUGUCUUAUGGUGAAAUGAUUGCUUGUGACAAUCCCUCUUGUAAGAUUGAGUGGUUUCAUUUUGAAUGUGUAGGAUUGACCAGCAGUGAUGAUCGACCCAAGGGAAAAUGGUACUGCCCCACUUGUGCAACAACUAUGAAGAAGCGAAAGAAGUAGACGUCUCUUUGUCCUCCUCUCUCUCUCUCUCUCCCUCUCUCUCUUUCUCUGUGCUUUCUAUGUCUAUAUAUCUAUCUAUCUACCAUUUCAUGUCUUUGAUGUAAUCCCUUACUCCUUACAGCCUCCCUGUGCCUUGUUCUCUCUCUCUUUUCUCUCUUCUUCUGUCCUGGUCUUCUUGGACCAGUUGCCGGACCUAUUCUUUCUGCAGUUCCCUCUUCUAUUACGUUCUAGCCGUUCCCGCAUGUCCUGCUUGUGCAGCAACAAUGAAGGAGCAAAAGAGCU
Chara braunii is the source of this 1244-nucleotide messenger RNA. NCBI's taxonomy places the organism in Eukaryota, Viridiplantae, Streptophyta, Charophyceae, Charales, Characeae. The record is from the annotation of a GenBank genome assembly.